UGACUCCGCUACUCUCUCAGCAGCAAAAUAUAGGAAAGAAAAAUUUUUUUUUCUAGUCUGUUUUUUAUUUUUUUAUUUUAUAUUCUUGUUUUAAGCAGUAUUGUCAAACAAUGUCUGAACCCAAAGUAGAAGCUGUUCCCAUCGUUCCCGAAGCAGAAAAGAAGGAGGAAUUUUUUGACGAUGAAGGUAAGCCUAUCUCUAAAAAGGCAUUUAAGAAACUUCAAGCUGCCAAAGAAAAAGCUGAAAGAAAAGCUGCUACUGCUGCCAAGCUUGCUGAAGAAAAAGCUGCCAAGGAAGCCAACAUGGUUGAUUGCUCCACUGAUCGUUAUGGCAAACUUCCCAUGAAUCAAUCUCAAGAGCGUACAGGUGCCAAACGUGAAGAUAUUGUUACUAUUCAAGGUAGUCGAGCUGGUGAAAAAGUCUUGGUACGUGCUCGUGUCCAUACAUCUCGACCUACAGGUGGCAAGAUGUGUUUCUUUGUAUUCCGUCAAGGAGUUUCUACUAUCCAAGGCAUUAUCACAGCCGAUGAAAAGACAAUCAGUAAACAAAUGGUUAAGUUCUGUGUGGGUAUUCCUGCCGAAUCAAUUGUGUUAGUGGAAGCCACCAUUGUCAAACCUGUGGAAGAAAUCAAAAGUUGUACUGUAUCUGAUGCCGAGUUAUCAAUCCAAAAGAUUUAUCUUGUGUCUGAAGUGAAGGAACGUCUUGCUUUCUCUCUUGAAGAUGCUUCUCGGCCUGAAAGUGAAUAUGAAAAAGAAGAAAAUGCGCAAUUAUCUCGUGUCAACUUGGAUACUCGUCUCAACAACCGUGUCCUUGAUUUGCGUACUACUACUAACAAUGCUAUUUUCCGUUUACAAUCUGCUGUAUGUCUUUUAUUCCGUGAAUUCUUAAUCCAACGUCAAUUUAUUGAAAUCCAUACACCAAAGAUGAUCGGUACUGCUUCUGAAGGUGGUUCAAAUGUUUUCAAAGUCUCUUAUUUCAAGCAAGAUGCUUUCUUGGCACAAUCUCCUCAACUUUAUAAGCAAAUGUGUAUUGCUGCUGAUUUCGGUCGUGUGUUCGAAAUCGCUCCUGUUUUCCGUGCUGAAGACUCCAAUACUCAUCGACAUAUGACUGAAUUCAUGGGUCUUGAUAUGGAAAUGGCUUUUGAAGAACAUUAUCAUGAAGUAGUGGAUGUAUUGGAUGAAUUAUUUGUGUUCAUCUUUACCAAUCUCAAGAAACGUUAUAAUACGGAAAUUGAAGCUGUCAAACGCCAGUAUGACUUUGAAGACUUUGAAUUUUUACCUAAAUCACUUCGAUUAACUUAUGCUGAAGGUAUCCAAAUGUUACGUGAUGCUGGUGUUGAAGUAGGCGAUUAUGAAGAUUUAAGCACUGCCAACGAAAAGCUCUUGGGUAAAUUAGUAAAGGAAAAAUACCACACUGAUUUCUACAUUUUGGACAAGUUCCCGUUAGCUGUUCGACCUUUCUACACCAUGCCUGAUGCUAAAGAUCCUAAUUAUUCCAACUCUUAUGACUUUUUCAUUCGUGGUGAGGAAAUUUUAUCUGGUGCUCAACGUAUUCAUGAUCCCGACUUUUUGGAAGAGCGUGCCAAGGUCCAUGGUGUUGAUAUUGCUACCAUUCAACCUUAUAUUGAAGCUUUCAAGAUUGGUGCUCCUCCUCAUGCUGGUGGUGGUAUUGGUCUUGAACGGGUGGUAAUGUUGUAUCUUGCUCUUGGUAACAUUCGCCGUACCAGUCUAUUCCCUCGCGAUCCUAAGCGUCUCAGUCCUUAAAUAGAUAUAGUAUUAUUAUUUUUAGAAUAAAUAAUGAACUUUUUCACAAAGAUAAAUAUACUUUCAAUCUUC
Halteromyces radiatus is the source of this 1835-nucleotide messenger RNA. RefSeq lists its product as uncharacterized. Gene Ontology annotation, molecular function: RNA binding; ATP binding; aspartate-tRNA ligase activity. Gene Ontology annotation, cellular component: cytoplasm; cytosol; aminoacyl-tRNA synthetase multienzyme complex. The record is from RefSeq and is a predicted model, not a curated record. NCBI's taxonomy places the organism in Eukaryota, Fungi, Mucoromycota, Mucoromycetes, Mucorales, Cunninghamellaceae. Gene Ontology annotation, biological process: aspartyl-tRNA aminoacylation. Bases 111 to 1763 code for a protein of 550 amino acids. The transcript has 5 exons.